Molecule: messenger RNA, 5022 nt
Organism: Poeciliopsis prolifica (blackstripe livebearer)
Lineage: Eukaryota; Metazoa; Chordata; Actinopteri; Cyprinodontiformes; Poeciliidae
Product: aggrecan core protein-like
Exons: 20
Coding region: 85-4464 (1459 amino acids)
Biological process (GO): cell adhesion
Molecular function (GO): hyaluronic acid binding
Source: RefSeq, a predicted model, not a curated record
UUAAACUCAGAACCAACAACAAACGGACCGGUCCAGCAGAAACACACCAGAGACAAAACAUUCCACGUCAGAAACAGGUAAAACAUGUUGAAGUGGACCGUGAUCCUGUCUUUAUGUUUGAAUGUCUCCUCUGCAACAUUUGACUAUCUAUACGAGCAGAGAUCCUUCAUGGAUCCGGAGGAUAUUCUGACUGUGAGCAUUCCUCUGGAGGGCUUGCAGCGUCCUCUGCUGGGAGAAACUCUGCUGCUGCCCUGCUACUUUCAGGACCACUCUGCUGAAGAUUCUGCUUCCUUUUCCCACCGUAUCAAAUGGAGCUAUGUCACAAAGGAAAAGGCGACUACCAUUCUUGUGGCUUUGGAGAGACAGGUCCGCAUCAGCGAAAGUUAUCUGGACAGAGUUCAGCUGAGGAGCUACCCCCAGACUCCAACAGACGCCAGCAUCACAAUAUCAGCGCUACGUUCCAGUGACACGGGAGUGUAUCGCUGUGAAGUUCAGACUGGCAUUGAGGAUGCCUAUGACAUUGUGCAUGUCCUUGUUCAAGGCAUCGUGUUCCACUAUCGGCCCUUUAUGGGUCGCUACACUUUGAGUUUUGAGAAAGCGAAGGCAGCAUGUGCCCAGAACAGUGCAGUCAUUGCUUCUCCAGAGCAGCUUCAAGCCGCAUUCGAAGACGGUUUCCACCAGUGCGACGCUGGCUGGUUGUCUGAUCAAACAGUGCGGUACCCAAUCCAUGAGUCUCGCAUAAACUGCUACGGCGACAAAGAGGAACUCCCAGGGGUCAGGACGUAUGGCAUGAGAGACCUCAAUGAGACAUAUGAUGUUUACUGCUUUGCAGAUAGGAUGCCAGGCAGAGUUUUUCACAGCACCUUUGCAGGGAAGUUCACCUUCUCUGAGGCUGCGCUGGCGUGCUCCUACCAAGGAGCUCGGCUGGCCACCACAGGUCAGCUGUACCUUGCAUGGCAGGGCGGGAUGGACGUCUGCAAUGCCGGCUGGCUGAGAGAUGGGAGUGUCCGCUACCCCAUCAAUAUUCGACGGCCACAGUGCGGAGGGGGUCUGCUGGGGGUGCGAACAGUUUAUCUCCACACAAACCAAACAGGAUACCCACUUCCUGGUUCUCGCUAUGAUGCCUUCUGUUACACAGAUUCCCCUGAUGAUGAGGGUUCAGGCGCAGACGAGGGGAGUGGUGUUGUGAUUAUUACCACAGUGACGAAGAGGCCAGAGAUGUUCUUCAGCAAGACGACCACAGAGAGCGAAGCAGUUGGAGAGGUGGAGACCCAGCAGCCAUUCGAUCUGAGCUUCACCAACAGCCAGAAGCCCAACAAGCUGCCACUUCCUCAGCCAACAAACUUCACAGACUUCACCUUUGACCUUAUUGAGGCCGUCACCAACCAGCCAGCUCUACAAAAGGAGCCCAACAAAACCUCUGUCAUCUCUCCAGCAGGCGUGGUCUUCCAUUACCGCUCACCCGCUGGCCGUUAUGCUCUCACAUUCGUUGAGGCUCAGUUGGCCUGCCAGGGUGUCAGAGGCUCCAUGGCCACACCACAGCAGCUGCAGCAAGCAUACGAGGAUGGAUACCAUCAGUGUGAUGCAGGUUGGCUUCUGGACCAGACUGUGAGGUAUCCUAUCGUAUUUCCUCGAGAAAAAUGUGCUGGAGAUCUUGGAGAUCAGCCUGGAGUUCGGACGUAUGGCCUAAGACCAGCAGAGGAGAGAUACGAUGUUUACUGCUACACCGAGGAGGUCAAAGGAGAGGUUUUUCAUGUGGGAUCUGCUGAGGGUUUCACCUACGAUGAGGCUGCUUCUGCCUGUGAAAACCACAGUGCGGUUCUGGCCUCCACUGGAGAGCUCUACGCAGCCUGGAAACGAGGCUUGGACAAGUGCCGAGCAGGUUGGCUACUGGACCGCAGCGUUCGCUACCCCGUCAACAGCCCCCGGCCUGGGUGCGGAGGAGAGACAUCAGGGGUGCACACUUUGUACUCUCCUCCAAACCAAACACACUACCCUGAACCUGAUGCCAGAUUUGAUGCAUACUGUAUAAGAGUUGGCUUUCUGUCAAAUGAAACUGAACUGAACAUCACAGAUAUCCAGAAGGCUCCACCUAACCAGACAUUGGAUACUGAAAUAUUAAGGCCUUAUGGUUUCUUCAUCGUUCCUCCCAUUCCCGUGGAGAUUUCAGGUUCUGGCUCUGGUUCAGCAGACUUUGAUUCAGGCUCUGCAGUAGAUAAUUCUGGAGUACAAUUUAACUCAGGAGACCGGGUUACCUCUGGAGAUCAGUCAGGAUCUGGAGAUCAGCCUGGAUCUGGAGAUCGAGUUAACUCUGGAGAUCAGUCAGGAUUUGGAGACCAGGUUAACUCUGGAGAUCAGUCUAGUUCUGGAGAUCAGCCUAGUUCUGGAGAUCAGUCUGGUUCUGGAGAUCAGUCUGGUUCUGGAGAUCAGUCUGGAUCUGGAGACCAGGUUACCUUUGGAGACAUAUCUGGUUCUGGAGGCAAAAUCCCCAUUGGAGACCAAGAUGGGUAUACAGACACUGUGGUGAGCAGCGGAGGAUCCGGUUUGGCCAGUGCAUCUGGUUCAGGAUCAGGACUCAGAGUUGUUUUCUCUGGACCCGACAUUGAAGCAGUAGAGGGAUCAACAUCAGGAGAACCUCAAGAGGCUGGAGAAGGAAACACAGAUGUUCUUAUAUUUCCUUUGUCUGCAGCUGAUUCUGGGGAACUCAGUGGAAGUGGAGAUAAGUCCGAGUCUGGAUCUGGAUCUGACUUCAUUGAAAAAGAUGCUGGACAUCUCAGUGGCAUGGGUCACAUCUUGGAUCAGGAGUUGUCAGGUUUCAUUGGAUCUUUGUCUGGAAGUGGACGAUCUGGAGACAUUUCUGGAAGUGGAGAUGCUCCGAUCCUAAGAAUAGAUGACAAACUAAUUGAUGCAAAGAAGGAGUACAACCUUGAUGGAGGUCCGUUAGAUUUCAGUGGUUCUGGGAUUCUCAGUGGGUCAACCUCUGAAAGUGACUCCGAGUCUCUUACUGGUGUAACUUUUAUGGGUUCAGGCUUCACUAAACUUAUUGGGUCACAUUCUGGAGAACAGGAGGAGGCGACUGGGGAUUUAUUCUACAGCUCUGGACCAGAAAGUGGGGGACAGAUGUCUGGAUUUAGAAUCUCAAGUUGCAGUUUUGAGUCUAGAGCUGGAGUUUCUGGAUCUGGUUUCUCUACAUCUGAAACAUCAACAACCAAAGGUGAGGAAGAGGGCAGUGCUGCAUUUUUCACUCAGGGUCUAAUGAUAGAAAUACCUGGAAAUGAUAAGGUGCCUCUGGAGCUGGGAGAAAACUCAGUGGAGUACAGUGGAGAAGCAAGUGGCAACAAUGGUUUCUACUCCGGGGAUGGAAACAAGGACUUAGCUGACGAUAACACCUUCAUGUCAGGGGUUUCUUCUUCUGGAGAUUCUUCUGAUCCACUGGUGGUGGUCCCACCCGCUCCAUCAGUUGACCCGGCACUAACAGAACCCAUCAUAAGAACAGAGGAAGAUAUUCAUGGGACUGAACUGACGCACAACUCCAGAGUUUAUGAUUCUCCAGGUCCAGCAGUUGUCCCUGCAGGAUUAGCAGCUCCUCCUGCAGAAGUCAAACCAGCUUUUGUACAAACACCAUCUAUCCGAGAAGCUUCCAGCCCAUGUGAACCAAAUCCUUGUGGCAAUGCUUCCUGCACAGCAGAGGAAGGGGUUGCUUUCUGCUUUGAGGCAGAAGUGUGCCAUCCCAACCCUUGUACCAACGGAGCCACCUGUGUGGAGAGCGCAGACUCUUUCAAAUGCUUAUGCCUGCCCAGCUACGGAGGGGAACGCUGUGAGAUCGAGGAGCAGCGAUGUGAAGACGGCUGGACGAAGUUCCAGGGAAACUGCUACCUGCACGUCUCUGACAGGGCAGAGUGGCUGGAGGCGGAGCAACGCUGUCGGCACCUGAACGCUCACCUGGUCAGCAUCAUCACACCAGAGGAGCAGCAGUUUGUCAGCGCGGAUGCGCAGGACUACCAGUGGAUCGGCCUGAACGACAAAACGGUGGCGGGCGAUUUCCAGUGGACGGAUGGCUCUCCACUGCAAUAUGAAAACUGGAAGCUGAACCAGCCAGACAAUUUCCUCAACUCAUCAGAGAACUGCGUGGUUUUGAGCUGGCAUGAGAGCGGAAAGUGGAACGACGUUCCCUGCAACUAUCACCUGCCCUUCACCUGCAAGAAGGGGCCAGUGUUUUGCGGCGCUCCGCCUGUGGUGAAAAACACGCGCAUGUUUGGAAACCGGAGGUCGGAGUUUCCCGUCAACUCCAUCAUCCGUUAUCAGUGCAACCCGGGAUUCAGACAGCGCCAUCUACCUGUGGUCCGCUGCCAAGCUGACGGGACCUGGCAGAAACCCAAAGUGGAGUGCACAGAUGUAAAAGCCAGGAACAGAAUAAAACGCAGGAGCAGCAGGAAAUCAGCAGUGAGCGGAAAAAACAAAUGAAAUUAAUUAAAGUUUUUAAAAGCAAGAAAAAUCUUUUCACAUAAUUUUUAUAAUAUAAAUUAAAAUGCUUGAAUUCUCAUUCUGUGGGUGCUACGUUGUGGUAGCACUUGUUUAAAACCUUCAUCCCUUCUCACUAUUAGAUUUAAUGUUGUUAAUUGUUUUAUUUUACAUAAAUGAAGUCAAAUUGUUGCUGUUAGUCUUUCUUUUCCUUCAUCAUGUUCUUACAGAUGAAGAAUAAGGAAACUUAAGAAAUGAAAGUUUGGUUUGGAUUUUAUUUUUUAAGUGUUUCUUCAUGGUAGAAAUGGGGGCCUGAGAUUUGCACAUCCAUCAUGCAAACGAUGGCGCUGAAUACAAAUGUAAUAUCUGACUGAGAAAAAACUGAUAAAGCAUAUUUUUUUAACUUUAUCUAACCUUCGUCCUUUUUUUGAUCCAGAUUAGCCGCCAUUUGUGAAGUUGCACAGUUGAAAAGUGGAAGCAAUAAUUUGUGUUAUUUAGCCGAUUAAAGAUGGUUUAUUGUUCAAUAUUAUAUUUUCACCAUGAUAUUUAUUAAUUUAUAAA